AUGACUGGGAGCAAAUCCGGUUCGACAGCUAUCACCCUACAAAUGGCCUUCAUAAUUUGGCUUCAGUUCCUUUUCCUUUCUGUCGAGGCGGCUAUAACCUUUUACAAUGGCCUCCAACGGACUCUCUUCACGGACAGCCUCAGCCUGGGGUGCGACGCAGCCUUCAACACGCCCUUGAACUGUCCAGACACUGUUCAGCUUUUAAUUUACGAGGAGGCAGCUGUUGGGUGGGACCUCGCCGGCCUCUCGGCCAUCUGCGAUCCAUCAUGUGUCGCGGACCUAAACACGCUGGUUACAAACAUGGCCGCAAGCUGUGCAGCAGACACGUUUUACAUGGACGGCACUCUCUUCUCGUUGGCUGACCUCAGUGAUACCAUCUCGGACAGACUGAAGUUGAUAUGCUCAACCCAGGGAUCGCCUCCUGAGUUCUGCUUGGAAGUGGAAAAGACAUGGGAUAUUGGCGCCCUUGUCAUGGAUGGUACUGUGCAGUGGCCGACCUGGACCCUGAAGUGCCAUCUCCAAUGGGAUGAUACCCACGGAUUCUAUUGGGCUAUGGACGAGAACGGAAAAUGUAUCGAUCCAACGCCAUGGGAAGACAUGCAGCCGAGCUACCAGAACUACCACUAUGCUAGUGGCGCGUUUGGCGCCUACGACAUUUACUACAACCGAUCCUCGGAGAUGCCGACAGACAACGGCCACGGAUGGCCAGAUCUCAUCUACGAGGACGAGUAUCCGCUUCAGAUGCAGUGCCAGCCGUGUUUUGCAUCAUUGUUCUUGACGAAAUACGAACCGAAGGGAGCACCAGCUUGGACUGAGAUGCCGGAGCAAAUCUGGAGAAACAUGGUGAAGAACUGUGGGAUUACGAGAAUCCCGAACCCAUACAGAAACGCAGUAUUUGAUUUUCCAGCCGAUUUCGGGGAGCGGGAGCCGCGGGACCUGACCGACUGCCCCAACGUUGUGUCAGUCCCAGCGGGUGACAGCGCCAGCCCCCCGAUAGACUGCAACAGCUUUGCCGCGGCCCACGAUUUCCCCACCGCCGGCGUGCGCCGUUUAAACCCCGAGCUUCCGUGUCACGACCUCCGUGGCCAGACAGUCUGCUCGCCCGUCACCUGUACACGCCUCAUCGUGGGGCAACAGAUUUCUGCACGCGCCUUCGCAAGCUCCACGGCCCUCAGUACCAUCGGGCGUUACCGAAGUCCAGUUUUGGACGUGGAACCUCUUCCUCAGCAUGGGGGAUGUCCUCCAAGGCGGGUGAUUCGGUUUGUGUUGCGCCUCAACCCAUCCAUCGACUCCGAAUGCACCAACCUGCAAGUGGGCUCCGAUUAUUGUAUCCACGCCGUUUCAUCCCCAACCACCUCAACCAUCCCCCCUGAAUCCACCACCACCACCACCACCACCACCCCUCCAACCUCCACCCCAACACACAUCUGCACCAGCGGCACCGGACCCGGCGGGUACCUCGGCCUGUGCGACUACAGCUGCCACUACAACUUCUGCCCAUCACCCUGCACGUGCACCACCAGCGACACCCCCAACCCCCCCCCACCGGUGGUCGACGGGCCCGGGUAUGCCGUGGUGGGGCAGCCGGCCGACUUUGGCCCGCUGUGCGACUUUGCCUGCUCGCGGGGCUACUGCCCCGCCGACGUGUGCACGACGGCCUACCGCCCGGCGCCCGAGCCCGGCCUGGUGUGCGUUCAGGGGGAGGGGGACGGCGGCUAUGCGGGGCUGUGUGGGUUCUGUUGUAUGUAUGGAUACUGUCCGCCGGGGCCGUGCGUGUGUGGCCUGUAUGGUCCGCAGAUUGAGGAGCCACCUGUUACGGGCACACCGGGGGUUCCGGUGGAGGGGCUGGAUGAGAGCUAUGAGGGGUUGUGUAGCUAUGCGUGUAACCAUGGGUAUUGCCCGGAGACGGCGUGUGAGAUUCCGGAGGGGCAAUAG
Chaetomium globosum CBS 148.51 is the source of this 1935-nucleotide messenger RNA. RefSeq lists its product as uncharacterized. Bases 1 to 1935 code for a protein of 644 amino acids. The transcript is spliced from 8 exons. The record is from RefSeq and is a predicted model, not a curated record. Lineage: Eukaryota; Fungi; Ascomycota; Sordariomycetes; Sordariales; Chaetomiaceae.